Mustela lutreola (European mink) is the source of this 2851-nucleotide messenger RNA. RefSeq names its product small ribosomal subunit protein mS31-like. The record is from RefSeq and is a predicted model, not a curated record. Lineage: Eukaryota; Metazoa; Chordata; Mammalia; Carnivora; Mustelidae. Gene Ontology annotation, cellular component: mitochondrial small ribosomal subunit. Gene Ontology annotation, molecular function: structural constituent of ribosome.
GGAACGUGAAGGGAAGGAACGCACCAGGCGGCGGAACGGAAAGAGAGAGCGGGGGACGUGUUUGGCAGAGGGACGGCCUGAUCGUUUGAGCUCCCAGUUGCGUUUGUGUCUUGGCGAUGUUUCCGAGGGUCUCGGCGAUCCUACCUCUGCGCCCUCUCUCCCGCUUCCCUUUAUGCUCUGGAGGCUCAGAGGCUGCGAUUGUGCUACUCGGUGCUCCGCACGGAACGGUCAGAACCAAGUCCGUGAGUCCUGAGUUGGAAGCAGCAGCAUCUACUGUUGCAGAUUUUCUCCGUUUUGAUAAGCAGACAAGCAAGUCAGAGCUGCUCAGGCAACUGCAGCAGCAUGAGGAAGUCUCAAAGGCACAGAAAGAUGGAGAAAGAACUAAAGUUAGUCUUAGGAAAAAUAUGCUCAAAAGGAAGAGACUUAAUAUUUUUGACCUUAAGGCAGUUACCAAAGAGGCACCUGAAACAGGUUCAUUCCACUGCUGCAAAGGAUGUAGCCAUAGACCUUUCUACUUACCCUUCAGUAAUUUAGAACUGAGAGAGACAGCACCUUCACCUUGGGACGUGGAAUUUGCGAAGCAAUUGGCCAUGGUAAAUGAACAGCCCCUUCAGAAUGGUUUUGCAGAGAUGAUCCAGUGGACCAAAGAGGGGAAGCUGUGGGAGUUUCCAAUUGACAAUGAAGCCGGUGUUGGAAAAGGCAAUGGGAGUGAUGGAAAAGUACAAAUAAUGAUGCAGAGCCAGAUCGUCUUUUUCUGUUCUGCUUCCAAAAACUGUCGGAUCCUUCAUGAUGCGGAAACAGACAACGUGACAAUCCAUCUGUCCAACUGCCCACCACUGUAUGAUGACUUCAAAGUGCAGUUUUUCUCUUCUUCCGACCUACCCAAGUAUUAUGACCAGUGUCCAGUUUUUUUUUGGUUCCAUACAUCAUUUUUACAAAAUAAAAGGCUUUACCUUCCACGGAACAAACUGGAUAAUCCACAUAAAAAAAAAAAAAAAAAAAAAACAUGGAACAUCUACCUUGAGGAGUUUGCAGUUGAGCUGUAUUUUGAAGAAGUGGGAUAGUAGGAUCCUGUUCCCCACAAUCCCUGCCACACAUUUAGGUCUCCUAACCCUCCUUCCUUGCAUGUAUACUUACAGUACAUUUACAUAUGCAUUUUUGACACCUUAAGUAUAUGCAUUAUAAAAGGUUAGUGGUCCUUUUCUUUCCUGAAGGAGGUAUGCCAGAGUUGAGAGAACUACUGUUCCUGGGGACUGCGUGCCACAGUUAAGAGUUUAAAAGAACUUUCAUAUCAAAAUAACAUUUAAAAUGAUUCCUCACAAUAUUGCGUGAGGUUUAUUAUGUAUUUUUGGGUAAGUAGUCCCUGCUUUCACAUGUGUAAUGUCAGAUUAAAGAGGUCAUUUCUAAGCUAUUUAACAAACCUCCGACUGGCACCAGUACGAGGUUUGAGCCCAUAGGACCGUUCCUAUAAACAGUCCCUGCUGAGCUUGUGAUACAAGCUUCAAUUACACAGGCAGUCCUUGGAGGACAAGAGAAUCUGGGUAAACAUAAGCAGACAUUACAGCAGAUUCUUUCUCUUUGUAACAUCACCGUGAAGUCAAAGGAAAUGUCUGCCUAGAGAAAUCUAGAUGAUUUUAAAGUACAGCCCCUGACACAGAUUCUGCUUCCAGCCAACUUCAUUUAAAUGUAGGGAACUCUGUGAAGAUCAUCCUUUAACUAUAAACACUGGUUAGUCCAGUGUCCACAGGGAAUCCUAUUCUCUUCGUUGCUGGAUGCUGUUUUAUUCGAAGUCUCGUUAUUUAUAUGUUUUAUUUAUAUGUCAUUAUUUAUAUGUUAAUAUGUUCCUUAUUUAUGAACAUGCCUGGAUGCAGAUGCUGUCUUUCCCUCCAAAUAGCCCUCAAAGGGUCUCAGCUACCAGUGCAAUAGCCCAUCUAAAGGCUUUUUAGGAAAAGCUUUGACUAUAUUACUUGCUAUAAUUUGUGUACAAUAACACAUGUUGCUGCUAAACAGUUUGUACUGUUCCCUUGAACAUGCAUGCAAUCAUAAGCCAGAGGGGCAGACCACGUGGCAGGGGGUAGGGGGUAGAUACUUAGCUGGCACUAAGGAAGAAAACCCCAAUUUUCAAGACUUGCUUUCUGAAAGAAGAUUACAGUUAGGGUUUCUCUUCCCUAACCCUCCAAGAUGCAUCCAAAUUCCUGGCCACUGAGUUGCUACACUCUUGUGCUUUUGCUCACAUAAAGAGAAUUUACAGGCUUGCCUCCUUACAAACUGACAUAAAUACUUCCUUGAACAACUCGAGAUUCUUACAUCAUGGUACAUCAGAAUGAUACUCUUUUUUUUCGAAUAGAUAGGACUACCCUGGAAUACAAUUAUCCAAAACAUAAUAGGAAAUUCAGCUAUUUUUAAAAAAUAGAACAGUUUCCUGCUACAUCAACCCCUUCCACACAACCAGGCAGAAGAAGAAUGCUGCUGCUGGGCCAACUUGCACAGCUGCAGUAUACAGAAAGAGCAGCUGCUCACUGCCCCGACCCUCUGGCUUCUGGCGCGUGGGCUAGAGUUAGCACAGAGCCUCUGCAGAGAACAAAAAGCUUCAGGUAACCAGAGGUUUCACUCAAGGGGGACACUGUGCCAACAAGGACAGACACACACGGGACAGAUGUUAGCAGAGUCAGCUUGCUUAAGAACACUGGUUUCUGAGAGAGCCCUUGCUGGUCUUGGAGCAGCACGGUAUGAUGAGGCUUGCCUAAGUGGGGACAAGAAGGGACCCUCUUCCACCAGGUGACCUGGAGUUUGUGGUGGUGGUUAGUGCAUUCGUAUGGCAUAGCUAAAUAAAAUUACUUGGUUUGUUUCA